AGUACCUGAUAUUCUUAGAACCAGUCAGUGUUCAUCAUACUGUGAAUAUUUUGACAGUGGGACUUUGUUAAGUGGAAACAACCCACUCGUCCCCCUCUACUACACACAACAGAAUGCUGUUGUACCUGCGCCUCAAAGUGUUUCACAUCUUUUCCAUUAGUUGUGAGUGGGCGUAGGGGGGUGCAUUACCUUGGUCUGAACAGCAAAAAUCCCCUACAGCACAAGGUAACUUGUGACUGUCCGGGUUUAUUCAGUGCGUAGCUUUUAGCGUGGGCAGAAGGUUUACAACCAUCGCUUAUGUCAGGCCAUUUCUUGUAAAUGCCCACAGUUAGAAGAACCACACUUCCUGAAUGGGCGGGUCUAUUGAACCUCACCGCGCUGAUUGGCCAGAAAGAAACACCGCUGUCAAAUCAUCUCGCAGUAUUUCAUUCAUAACACAGGCCGUGAUAAAGUUUAUGAGCAUGAGUCGAGGACAGUCACUUGUUGAAAUCUGACAGUGAGCCAUCCAUCAACAUCUGAGGAUACAAACAGAGCCAAGAGUUCAGCUGCUUAUCAAACUGUAGAAGCGAGAGGUCGUAAUACAAGUUUUCUGCGUCAAGAUGUCAAAUUCUGGGGGUCGGAGACUGAAGCAGUGGCUGAUGGAGCAGAUCCAGAGCGCACAGUACUCUGGGCUCCAGUGGGAGGAUGACAGUCGCACCAUGUUCCGAAUUCCAUGGAAACACGCAGGAAAACAGGAUUAUAACCAAGAGGUUGACGCAUCCAUUUUUAAGGCCUGGGCUGUGUUUAAAGGCAAGUUUAAGGAAGGGGAUAAGGCUGAACCUGCAACAUGGAAGACCAGGCUGCGCUGUGCCCUGAAUAAAAGUCCUGACUUUGAGGAGGUGACAGAAAGAUCACAACUUGACAUCUCUGAGCCUUAUAAAGUCUACCGCAUCGUACCAGAAGAAGAGCAGAAGCACGGCAAAGGCUCAAUGAUGCACAUUGUUACCACUGGCUCUGGUGAUAUCACUGACAUGGACUGCAGCCCUGCAGAAGUAGAGGAGUUCAUUAAAGAGGAGGAAGGCCGCAGUAUCCAGGCCAGUCCAGAAUACUGGUCCCAAAGCAGCAUCAGUGUUUUUCCACAACACCAGGAUCCAUUGCCAUCAAGCACUCCAAGUUCAGCUUCCUCCCAAAUGAUGAUCAGUUUCUACUACGGUGGAAAGCUGAUGCAGAACUCACUGGUUACUCAUCCAGAAGGCUGCCGCAUCUCCCCAGGCCCACAGCUGGGACGUGGCGCCCUCUACAGUUCAGACAGCAUGCAGAGCAUUAACUUUCCACCUGCUGAGCUCAUUGAGUAUGAACGCCAGCGUCAUGUUACACGCAAACUCCUUGGUCACUUGGAGAGAGGCGUUCUGGUUCGUGCCAAUCAAGAGGGCAUUUUCAUCAAGAGGCUGUGCCAGAGCCGUGUCUUCUGGUGUGGGCUGGGAGAAGUGGGUCUGCAGCAGUACAGUUCCAUGCCUUGUAAGCUUGACAGGGAUGCUGUGGUUAAGAUCUUUGACACUGGAAGGUUCCUGCAUGCUCUGCAGCUACAUCAGGAGGGUCAGUAUCCUGCUCCUGAUCCAACAGUGACUUUAUGUUUUGGAGAGGAGCUCCAAGAUCUCAGUACUGCCAAAAGCAAACUAAUCAUUGUCCAGAUCACUGUGUUGAAUUACCAACACCUACUGGAGGCGGUGAACAUGCGUCGCUCACAGCCUUACUGUAACAACACGAACCUGGACAUGUCUGAUGAGGUGGUCAGUGACCAGAUGGCCCGCAUCUACCAGGACCUGUGCAGCUACAGUAGUCCCCAGAGGACACCUUGCUAUAGAGACAACAUGCAAAUCACUGCAUGAAAUAUGAAGCUAACAUGAGAUAUUAGACUGGUGUUAGGGAUGCUUCUCAUUUUCCUCGCAUACACUGACAAAGGGAAUUCAGGAAUUAGCAUGUCCAGUUUAGUGUAUCAGUACUGCUUACAUUAAAAUACAAAUGGCGCUAACACAGAGACCAGGUCUAACCUCUGCUUUACUGUUUUCAUCAUAACAGUGCAUCUAAUUAGACCUGUUCUCUUUCUUACACAUGUCAAGUGUUGUAAAUCUUCAAAAACAGAUUAAUUUAGGUGAUCUUGACCACAAAUCUAAAUGUUGUUUGUACAUUUUAGUGAAACAUAUUCCUCUUUGUUCCUCAAGCAUGACAGCCAUUCAUUUUCUCUUCUCUUAAAAGUCUGUCCGCUGAAUGUCACUGGUGAUUAGUUCUCAAAACUAAACUAUAUCUUUAUGUACAUGAUCUGUUUGACUGUAGCUGUUGUUUUUGCAGCUGUGUUGCUUGUUUAUAUCCUGACAUUAUCUAUUUUCCACAGUUAAAAAUUUUAUAAAAGGUACGAGGGAUUAUAGAUAUUACAGAUAGGUUUUACUAUCAAACUGUUGUAUUUGAUUAUUUUCAUUAUGUUUUUAUACAAUGCAUUCCUAAUAAAACUUUUUACUGAACUACACA
Molecule: messenger RNA, 2505 nt
Organism: Sphaeramia orbicularis (orbiculate cardinalfish)
Lineage: Eukaryota; Metazoa; Chordata; Actinopteri; Kurtiformes; Apogonidae
Gene: irf8
Product: interferon regulatory factor 8
Exons: 9
Coding region: 600-1868 (422 amino acids)
Biological process (GO): immune system process; regulation of transcription by RNA polymerase II
Cellular component (GO): nucleus
Molecular function (GO): DNA-binding transcription factor activity, RNA polymerase II-specific; RNA polymerase II cis-regulatory region sequence-specific DNA binding; protein binding
Source: RefSeq, a predicted model, not a curated record